AUGGAGCGCAGGAAGGAACGCAUGUCGCAACAAAAUCAAAGCAUUGCCGAGGAGCUGCAGAAACGGAGGGCCGCAAAGACCAGGGAAGAGGUGGAGAUUCAGCGGAUUUGCCAAGAGAGCGAAGAACUGAAGGCCCUUGAACAGCGCCUCAAAGUGGCGUAUGUGAACAAGGAGCGAGCAGCGCAGUACGAGGAGAAUCGAUUCCUGCGUCAGGUGGAGAACGACAAAGAGCAGGCCAUAGCCGAUAAGAUGGAACACGACCGGCAGAUGGCUCUAAAAACGGAGGCAGACAAGGUAGCAGCUAGGAAGAAGCUACUCGAGGUACAAAGGGGUGCCCUGCAUGCGCAAAUGCAAGAGAGGGAGAGCCUCAAGCGUGAGGCGAUGAUGGAAGCGGAUCGUGAUCGCGAAAUGGUGGAUGUGAUUGUCAAGAAAAUCGAAGCAGAGGAGAGGGCAGAACAAGAGCAGUACCUCAAGAGUAGGGAAGAAACCCGGCGCACUGUACAAGAGGCGGAGAGGCGACGGGCUACCGAACUCGCCAAUCGCGCCAGACAGGAGAAGGAAGAGAAGGAAAACAUACGGAAAUACAUGGAGAUGGUCGCCCAGCGUGAGGCGAAAGCGGAGGAGGAGAGACUGCGCAAGAAGGUAGCCGCCGACGCAGCGUUCAAGGCUGUUGUAGAACAGACAGAGAAGCAAAACAACGAGGAAGAUGAGCUGCGAAUGCUGAGAGACAUGCUAUGGGAGGAGGAGUUGGAAGCCAAGCGCAUCCAGGACGACGAAGAUCGCAAGCGGAAGGCGGCCGAGAGCAAGCUGGCCAUGAUGGAGGCGAAUGAGGAACAGCUCAGGCAGAGACAGGAGCGGCGCGCGGCCGAAAAGGAAGAAGAGAACCGCCUCAUUCAGAUCAUGUUGAACAAGUUCAAGGAGGAUGAGGAACGGGAAAAGCGGGGAGAGGAGCUACGCGAACGCAUGAAGAAGGAGCACAAGAAGAACAUCGAGCAAACACGCGGUGGAGCAGCUUUUGGCGUGCAGCGACGUCUUGGCGGCAACUGCUGCAAGAAAUCCAUGAAAUACCUCACCAUACGUGAUCAAAGAGAGGAACGCGCCGUCCUAUACGAAAAGGAGAAGGAAUUCGAGAUGAAGGACGCUCAGGCCGAGAGGGAACGAGAGCUCUAUCGCCAACGCGUGGUGGAAGAGGCUCGUCGCCGACUCCUAGAGCAACACGGAGCAGCUGUCGAGGGGUAUUUGCCCAAAGGAGCAUUGAAGUCCAGAGAUGAGCUUGAGUUGGUACGUGAUCUCAGCAACAAGAAGGCCGACGGUGAUGCGCUGGGCCGGUAUUUGUCUUCCCCGUUCCCCGGCACUGCCGGCGACGGCCGGUGAUUUUGCGCAAUGGUGAUGAGCUCUUCGAUCGAAAAGUAGGGAACACUACGUAUCAUUUCGCCUGUACAUCUUCCAGGCGCUUGCCUUGUUGCGAUGUGAUUUUUGCUGACCAUCGUGUGGGACGAAAAGGAUUCGGAUUUUCAGAAUCACGUAGGUUCGGUUAAUUAUAGGGGCCUAGGGUCCUAGCUUCCACCCUGACACCCUGUGGGGAGGCUGCCCUAGGGGGUCAACGGAGGGCGUAUGGCUCUCUUGUACGUAUGUCUCGUGCUCUGUCUGUCUGUCUGUCGGUCUGUCUCUCACACUAUUCUCAGCUCGUGAGUUACCACGACAUGCUAACACACACUUAGAUUCAGUACGUGUGACUGCCGGACAUUUCUUCUCCGCAUUCCGC
Messenger RNA from Ectocarpus siliculosus, 1765 nucleotides. The record is from the annotation of a GenBank genome assembly. NCBI's taxonomy places the organism in Eukaryota, Phaeophyceae, Ectocarpales, Ectocarpaceae.